AUGCGACCACUGACCCUCGUCAAUUUCGCUUUCUUCUUUCUAGCUACCGAGAAGCUGCAGACCAUUGCGGAGACUGCGCUGGCAUUUAUGUCACACGACAUUCCUCGCUUGCAUAUGAUGUGUAACAGGCUUGGUCUCGAGUACACGCUGUGUGCCACCGAGGAGGUAGCGCCCGAAAUGAGAAGCCAACUGCGUGCGGUGCAGGAAGCAUACGCCUCGUUGAAGUCCAAGUUUGCCCACCAGAGUCUCGAGUUCGCCUCGGUAGCGGAAUGUCUACUACAUCAGCUGGCAGAGCGACGACAAUCGAGGUCUCCGUCUGACUCCUCUCCCGGACUCGAGGAGGAGGAGGAGCAAACGGGUGAAUUAAAGGAGGAUGUAAGUGCAAAUAUUUGGAUUUCAUAA
Messenger RNA from Dibothriocephalus latus, 402 nucleotides. The record is from the annotation of a GenBank genome assembly. NCBI's taxonomy places the organism in Eukaryota, Metazoa, Platyhelminthes, Cestoda, Diphyllobothriidea, Diphyllobothriidae.